AGAACUUCCCCCCCGUUUCCUGCCAGAAACUACACACGAGGCACACCCGGUCCGGUUUUACCGGACACAACCACCAUGACUUCGAGAUUAGACCGUCUACUGCUACUACUGGAUACUGGCUCCUCUACCUCUGUUCGAACUACUGCUGCCAAACAGCUAGCUCAAUUAGCAGCAAAGAGCGUAAUCAGCGAUGUUUCAAUCGUUGAAGAAGAUGUCAAGGUACAUCGCCACCGCACCGAUGUGUGCGACUCGUCGAAUUGGUCAGAACUUAUGGCCGUAGUCGCUAGAAUCUUACCUUACUUGCACUCCAAGUCUCACGACACGCGUACCGCCGCGUCCGUCGCUUUGUCACAGAUAUUCACACUUGUUCCCCUAUGGGCACCAUCCACCGAUUACGAGGACAAGACACCCGGAGCCGCCCAAUCACUUCCCGCCCCGGAAUUCCCCACAUUCUCUGUGCGGGAGCUCAUGGAGAAGGGCACUUUGCUACUUUCCUCGACAGGAUUCGAGUUUACCAGACCAUCCCGCAUCCUUGCGAAUUCUACGGAAGUCAAGAAGGCGCGUAAAGAGGCUAUGGGCCGUCUUGGGCUUGAUUUCCUCGAAAGUGUUGGCGGUGCUGAUGAUAUGGACAUCGACAAAGACCUUGUGGCCGACCAGGAUGGGGAUAUUGAAAUGGAGGAUGGCGUGAAAACCGAGAACGGUGUUAAGGUUGAGGAGGACGUCAAGCCUAUAUCUCCUAUCGAAGGUGCCAAAAUGAAAGACUCCCCAGCGCCUGGACCUUCGAAGUCGCCCACUCCCGCCGCCCCUUCACCAGUCCCUGAGUUGCCAGAGGACACCAAUGCUCUAUCAGCGCGUGAGCGUAAUCGUCUUAAGCGCAAGCGCAAAGGGGGCCAUGCUGCCUUCGUUCCUGCCCCCGCCCCUCCUCAAAGCACCAACGUGAAAUAUGCCACAAUGCCAUCUGGACCUUCAAACAAGGCACGCCUAAUUGCUACUGAUCAAGCAGAUGGCGGAAAGCGCUCGGACAGCCCAAAGUCCCCUCUGGAAAGUCCAACUGAAAAGGUCGUCGUCGACCCAUCGAAGGGCGGCGCAGUCUCACCGAAAGCGGAGAAACAGACAAAAGCACUUGAAGUACAGCCAGGACAUUGGGUUUGGGAUGGGCUCGCGAAGAUUCUCGAAGUUGACUUGUUCAGUCCCGCCUGGGAAGUAAGACACGGAGCCGCCAUGGCUCUAAGGGAAUUGCUUAAACACCAAGGGAAAUUCGGUGGAAUGCAAGUCAGUCUACCUUGGGAGGAGAACGAAAUAGCACAUGAGAAAUGGUGCAAUGAUUUUGCCGUCAAGUUCCUUUGCAUCUUUGUAUUGGAUAGAUUUGGCGACUUCGUGUCUGAUCAGGUCGUCGCACCUGUUCGAGAGACAGUGUCGCAGACCCUCGCCUCUCUACUCCUCCACAUGCCCAGGCGAUCCGUCUUACACGUACAUUCUAUCCUCCUAGAGAUGAUUCGACAGGACUUCCCACCUCCCGUGAAGAAAGAAGUCCCAACAACGAUAGGGCGCAAACCCGAAGUGGGACAUGUCUGGGAAGUCAGACACGCUGGACUUCUAGGAAUCAAAUAUGAAGUCGCUGUGAGAAAGGAUUUGGUAGAGACUCCUGCUGCGGACGCAUCCGAUCGGACAGUGCAAGAAGGUCAGGAGGUACUGCGAGGGAUAGUGGAUGCGGCUGUAUUAGGUCUCGGAGACAGUGACGAUGACGUCCGAUCCGUCGCUGCGACAUGUAUACUUCCUGUUGCAGCUCAUCUGGUCGGGCAGGUGCCGGAAGUAUUACCCCGGGUAUUGGCCGUACUUUGGAACUGCCUGAGAAAUAUGAAGGAUGACCUGAGCUCGAGUGUUGGUGCAGUGAUGGACUUGCUAGGGAAGUUGGUCAUGUAUGAUCAAGUCAUCCAUAUUAUUGCGGACGAAACUCAAUCUCAAGCGCUCUCAGUACUUGCACCUACGUUGUUCCCCUUCUUCCGUCACACCAUUCCAGGCGUUCGUCUUGCUGUCGUGAAGACAUUACACUCAUUCAUGACCGUCCCAUCGCUUCCCAGGGAUUGGAUAUCCGAACCAUUUCUCCGUCUACUUUUUCAGAACCUUAUUGUGGAAGAACGCUCAGAUAUCCGAGAUGCCACUUUGUCGACUUGGCAGAUGGUUCUCUCUAUCCUCCGUUCCGUAGAGGCUUGGACGGAGUCGGUCUUGACCCAACAGCUGCUGCUGGAGUGGUAUGCAGUCUUGAUGACACCGUCGGGUAUGCCUAUAGAUAUAUCAACAUUCUACGAUCCGAUUGCCGUUGCAAACGGAAUGGAUUCUACCACGGAAAGGCACAAUGUGGACAAAAACAUGAUUGCGCAAGACUUGUCGCUUAUCUCAAUCGAGGUCGUUCUUCAAGCACGGGUGGCCGCUUCGAAGUCAUUGGCCGCCAUAAUCACAUUCUGGCCUCAGACUGGACAAGCAUUGGAAGAUAUGUUCAGGCCCAUCCUGAUUCACUACAUCGAUUCCACUAGUAUGCUCCAAAAGUUCCUUGCCGCUAUCAUUUCCGAAGAAUGGGCACAAGGUUACGACGCACGCGUGCCAUUAGGAAGUCCACUACUCAUCGACAUCUCUCCGUUGGCCAAAGACAUCAGCGACCGAAUCUUGGUUUUCCUUCAAGCUGAUCCUCCAGCGGCUUAUCAUGAGAUGGCAUACACGCUCGCUCGGAUUCACGGCGAGUGCUACAACCUUCUGCAGUCGUUCGUGUACGAAUGCAAGAUCCCUCAAGCGUCGAUACCAGCUUUGGGUACCGAGAUUGACGUCACAGGUACUCGACCUGGUUGCUUCACCAUUUCUACUGCGCAAGCUGCUGUGGGUCAAAUGUUCGAUAAGCUGAAGGACAGUCUUGGGAGGACGAAGAAACGAGAAUUGACUAUUAUCAAAGAGAAGCGCGCGAAGGUCGCUUUGAGCAUCGAACGCUACAUCGAGGUGAAAGUCCAGUACGAUAUUCGGGUUUCCGCCGCUUUUGCGGCUGCCUACGUUGCGUUGAAGGCUACACCUGAUAAGGUUAGCCCAAUAGUGAAGGGCAUCAUGAAUGGUAUCAAGAGCGAGGAGGAUACACACCUUCAGACUCGUUCGGCCGUUGCUGUAGCUGCCUUUGUGGAAUUCUGCGUCGACCGUCAUCUUGUUCAGCCACCGGACAAGAUUGUGAAGAAUUUGUGCACGUUCAUUUGCCAAGAUGUCGAGCAAACUCCUACUUUCGCUUUCUCAAGGAAACACCAGAGUGGUAUUCUGUCCUUCUCAAAGUCGCAAGCUUUCAUCAACGGCAAGGACGUUGGCGCGUCUGCUAGUGCUGAUGAUAUUGCAAAGGCCAAGUUGUCUCGUCGAGGUGCUGGUUUCGCCUUCAUCGAGUUGUCUCAUAAAUUCGGCCCUCGGAUGCUCGAGGUUGUGCCGAAGAUGUGGCAAUCGAUGGCUGGUGGUCUAUUGACUGCUUGUGCGGGUGAAUCCCCUACUAAGAUGGACGGCCUGAUCGAGAAGCAGUCUGGUCAGGAUAUCAUCGACUCUCUCAGCGUACUCGAGGCGGUCGUACCCACUUUCCAUCAAGACCUAUGGCCCAAGUUCCGGGAGCUCUUCCCCAUGAUCUCACUUGCACUGCGCAGUCGAUUUGCGAUCAUUCGCCAAUGUUCCGCACGCUGCUUUGCUGCGAUGUGCGACGUGAUCACUUUGGACGCGAUGAACUUCGUUAUCGAAGUCGUGGUGCCCUUCUUGGGCGACACGUCGAAUUUGCCGAACCGACAGGGAGCAACCGAGUUGAUAUAUCAUAUCGUGCAGAAACUGGAUAUCAAGGCUCUCCCAUAUGUGAUCUUCAUGAUCGUCCCUGUACUAGGGAGGAUGAGUGAUCCCGAUGAUGACAUCCGGUCUACAGCGACUAAUACCUUCGCAUCGCUGGUGAAGAUGGUUCCGUUGGAAGCCGGACUACCCAACCCACCUGGCUUCUCUGAAGACCUUCUAAGGCGACGUGAUGAAGAACGGCAGUUUCUGACGCAAUUGCUCGACGGAAGCAAGGUACAGGAGUAUCACAUACCGGUCCUCAUCAAAGCGGAACUACGAAAAUAUCAGCAAGAAGGUGUUAAUUGGCUUGCAUUCUUGGCCAAAUAUCAGCUUCAUGGUAUUUUAUGUGACGACAUGGGAUUGGGUAAGACUUUGCAAUCAAUCUGCAUCUUGGCAAGCAAGCAUUUCGAGCGUGCUGAGAGGCAUAAGCAAACGAAGUCGCCGGAUUCCGUUCACCUACCAUCGCUCAUCGUCUGUCCACCUACGCUCACUGGCCAUUGGUACUACGAGAUCUUGAAAUACACUGAAAAUCUGCGUCCGAUGCUCUACACAGGUAAUUCCAGAGAGCGAUGCCGUUUGCUGCCAAAGUUCAAAUCGCACGACGUCGUCAUCACGUCAUACGAGGUAGUACGUAACGAUAUUAACAGCCUUCAAGAUCUCAAUUGGCAUUACUGCAUCCUUGACGAAGGCCAUAUCAUCAAGAAUGCCAAGACCAAGCUAACGAAAGCAGUAAAAAGCAUACGUGCAAACCAUCGCCUGAUUCUGUCAGGAACACCCAUCCAGAACAAUGUCCUAGAGUUAUGGAGCUUGUUCGAUUUCCUCAUGCCGGGCUUCCUCGGUACUGAAUCGACAUUCAACGAGCGGUUCAGCAAACCUAUUCUCUCGAAUCGCGAUGGUAGAGCGAAGACGGGUGAAGCUGCUGCACUUGCCUUGGAGGCUCUACAUAAACAGGUCUUGCCUUUCUUGCUCCGUCGUUUGAAGGAAGACGUGCUUCAAGACUUGCCACCGAAGAUCAUUCAAGACUACUACUGCGAGCUGUCAGAGGUGCAGAAGUACAUGUAUGAUGACUUCUCGAAGUCACGGGCUCGAGUGGAAGCAGAGGAUGUUGUUCGUUCCGACAGCGAGGGAAAGUCACCGGCUCAUCAGCAUGUCUUCCAAUCGCUUCAAUAUCUCCGAAAGCUCUGCAAUCAUCCAGCCCUAGUACUCAAAGAUGAUAGGCAAGCUGCCAAAGAGGCCUUCGCCAAUGCUGGCCUCAAGCCUGACUCUGAUCUGAGUGACAUCCAUCACGCCCCUAAGCUGCUGGCUCUUCGGCAACUUCUCCUUGACUGCGGACUUGGUACCUCUCCUUCAGAGAUCACUUCAAAGAGCGACUUCGCCGAUGAGACCACGUCCAGUGGAGCGUUCUCCCAACACCGAGUGUUGAUCUUCUGUCAGAUGAAGCAAAUGAUCGACAUCAUCGAAACAGAUCUCUUCAAGCAGCAUAUGCCUUCGAUCACAUAUAUGCGACUGGACGGCGCGACAGAUGCAAAUAAGCGGCAUGCUAUUGUGCAAACGUUCAACUCAGAUCCUAGCAUCGAUUGUUUGCUCCUCACGACUCAUGUCGGCGGUCUGGGCUUGACCUUGACAGGAGCAGAUACAGUGAUUUUCGUUGAACACGACUGGAAUCCGAUGAAAGAUCUCCAGGCAAUGGAUCGUGCCCAUCGUAUUGGUCAGAAGAAGGUUGUGAACGUCUAUCGACUCAUAACCAAAGGCACGUUAGAGGAGAAGAUCAUGGGCCUGCAACGAUUCAAGCUGAACAUCGCGAGCUCGGUUGUCACUCAACAGAACACAGGGUUAGCUUCGAUGGACACUGAUCUUGUCUUAGACCUCUUCAGGAGGACCAGCGAAGAAGAGGAUGCUGCAGCUGAAAAGAAGAAAGCAGAAAAGAAGGCUGGUCCUAUAAGCCAGAAGAACGUUCUCAGCGGUUUGGAAGAUUUGCCUCCAGAAGACGAAUACUCCGCUCUCGAGUUAUCGAACUUUAUGGGCUCACUCUCAACUUGAUUCCUGCAAACACAUCCUAUCAUUGACUUAUGUUUAUUUCAUUCUCCUCGCACUUCGGACGAUAUCCUAGAAGCACGAAUAUCAGACUGUACAUUGUAGCUGUAACGAUACACCAUUCCUGUACUACUCGCAAUAUAAUAGUCCGGUUAAUACUUACUCGUCGCUGC
Molecule: messenger RNA, 6038 nt
Organism: Somion occarium
Lineage: Eukaryota; Fungi; Basidiomycota; Agaricomycetes; Polyporales; Cerrenaceae
Source: the annotation of a GenBank genome assembly